Messenger RNA from Adineta steineri, 2088 nucleotides. The record is from the annotation of a GenBank genome assembly. NCBI's taxonomy places the organism in Eukaryota, Metazoa, Rotifera, Eurotatoria, Adinetida, Adinetidae.
AUGACGGACGAAACACCAGAGUUGACAUCAAAACCAACAGAAACUAUUAUUCAUCGUCGUCAUCAUCAUAAAAAAGACAAAACACCAAAUCUUGAUUUACCACAAUCGAAAAAUUUAUCUUCUCGACAAUCGAUUAUUCAAUGGUUUGCAUCGUAUUUUACAUAUAAAUCACCAGAUAAAAUUGAUAUUAUAUUAAAUGAUGAUAAUAAAAAAGAGCUGCCAAGAAGAUCAAUAUUACGUUCAUGUCUAUGCCAAAAUUUAUUUUGUAAAUUAUUUUUAUUAUUAUGCGCAAUGUAUAUCAUUAUGUAUAUGCGUCCGGAUUAUUCAAUUUAUCUUCGAAAUACAUUAGAAAAUGUUUUAAAAAAAUAUAAUUUAACAUCCGAAGAAUUUCAACUUCGUCCUGGACAACGUUUAUCUCAAUAUCGACAACCAUCAAUGCCAAUUAUUAUUAUACCAGGUAUUAUAUCAACUGGUUUAGAAUUAUGGCAAGGAACAGAGUGUGCUAAGGGAAAAUUUCGUCAUCGGUUUUGGACAUCGAUGCAAAUGGUUGAUAAUAUUGGUCGAGAUCAUCAAUGUUGGCUUAAACAUAUAUCAUUGAAUCUUUCGACUUGGAUGGAUCCUGAAGGAAUUCGUCUUAGACCUGUACUUGGUUGGGCUGCAGCUGAUUAUGUCUUUCCUGGCUAUUGGUUAUGGAGUAAAGUAAUACAAAAUUUAGCUGAUAUUGGUUAUGAUCCAAACAAUUUAGUAACACUUGGUUAUGAUUGGCGAUUAACACCACAACUUCUCGAAGAACGUGAUGGUUAUUUUACACAAUUAAAAUUCUAUACUGAAUUUCUUCGUAAAAGACAUGGAGAAAAAGUUGCAUUAUUAACACAUUCUAUGGGAACUAAUUAUAUUAUGUAUUUUCUUCGAUGGGUUACCGAAAAUGCUGGAGAUCAAUGGAUUGAUGAAAAUGUUGCAACAUUUCUUAAUGUUGGUGGACCAUUAUUAGGUACACCAAAAGCAUUUAGUGCUGUUCUAUCUGGUGAAAUGAAAGAUACAGCUAUGCUAGGUGAUCUUGGACGAAAUAUUCUUGGCAAAGUAGUUGGUAAACUUGUUGUUUUUCCGAAAUUCUUUCGUGCAUUAGCAAGUGUACCAUCCAUGUUUCCACGAGGUGGAAGUAAUGUUUGGAGUGAAUGUCAUGGAAUAGAAAAAGAUCCUAUAAAAUAUAUGCUUAUGUUUCCAAAAGAUAAAUAUAAAGGUUUUGCAAAUACAUUACGUGAGAUAAGAGAAAAAUGUAACGAAGAAGUUGAUUAUUGUGAUGGAUUUGAUUCUAUACUUGAAGAAAUUUAUGCUAAACCAGAAUUAGUUGAAGAAAUUAUGACAAAUAAUCAUACCGUUGAACAAUUUUAUGAUGUUUUAAAAACACUUGCACCACGUUAUAUGAAUUUAGUUGAUAAAUAUUAUGAUUUAAAUGGUACAGGUGAAACAGAUAAAAAUGAAAAUAAAUGGAAAACAGAUUCAAGAUAUUGGACAGAUCCACUUUCAACACCUUUACCUAAUGUGACAAAUUUUAAAAUUUAUUGCAUGUAUGGUUACAUUAAAGAACCAAUGACUGAAUGUGGAUAUUCCUACGGUUUUUAUCCUCAUACAGAUCAUUGUUCAAGUGCUUUACUUCUGUUCAAUACUUCUGAUACCGUCCCUGCUUCAAAUAUUAAAUCAGGUGUUAAUCUUGGUCCAGGUGAUGCAACCGUUCCACUUGUUUCACUGGGUCAUAUGUGCGCAGGUCCAUGGAAAGAACAAGGUAGUUAUCAUAAUCCUGGACAAGUGAAAACAAUAAUUCGUGAAUAUAUACAUAAAACAACAACAUUUGACAUAUUAACAACACGUCUCGAAGAUGCUUUACGUGGUGGAGAAUACGCGGUGACACAUGUAGAAUUACUUGGUAAUCGUGAUUUUUUAACUGAUUUACUUAUUAUUGUAUCGAAACCAAUCAUUGGUACAAAUCAAAGUCGAUUAUUAGUUAAUGAUGACAAUAUACAUCAAGAUCAAAUUCAUUCUAAUAUACGUCAAAUAAGUAAAAGAAUACUGAAACGUGAUAAACAUUAA